This is a messenger RNA of Eremothecium cymbalariae DBVPG#7215, 3009 nucleotides long. It is a transcript of the gene RAT1, whose product is annotated as ssRNA exonuclease RAT1. Gene Ontology annotation, biological process: nuclear-transcribed mRNA catabolic process. The coding region runs from base 1 to 3009 and encodes 1002 amino acids. Gene Ontology annotation, molecular function: RNA binding; 5'-3' RNA exonuclease activity. Gene Ontology annotation, cellular component: nucleus. Lineage: Eukaryota; Fungi; Ascomycota; Saccharomycetes; Saccharomycetales; Saccharomycetaceae. The transcript has a single exon. The record is from RefSeq and is a predicted model, not a curated record.
AUGGGUGUUCCUUCAUUUUUUCGAUGGAUAUCAAGAAAGUAUCCUAAGAUCAUCUCUCCUGUUCUCGAAGAGACCCCUCAAAUAGUUGAUGGUGUAAAGUUGCCCAUCGACUAUUCCUCUCCAAAUCCCAAUGGAGAAUUGGACAAUCUAUAUUUAGAUAUGAAUGGUAUUGUUCAUCCUUGUUCACACCCAGAGAAUAAGCCUGCUCCGGAGACAGAAGAUCAAAUGCUUCUUGAAGUUUUUGAGUACACUAACAGGGUAUUGAAUAUGGCAAGGCCAAGGAGGGUGCUGAUGAUAGCCGUUGAUGGUGUUGCACCGAGAGCUAAGAUGAAUCAACAAAGAUCACGUCGAUUUCGUAGUGCGCGUGAUGCGAAGUUUGCGAAUGAGGAAAAAGCUCGUGUGUUAGCAGAGCGUGAGGCGUAUGGAGAGUUAAUUGAUGAUUCCGUGAAGGCAAAAACUACUUGGGAUUCGAAUGCAAUUACUCCGGGUACGCCAUUUAUGGACAAAUUAGCUGCUGCGCUAAGAUAUUGGACAAGUUUUAAACUAGCUACUGACCCUGGUUGGAAACACUUGCAAGUUAUUAUCAGCGAUGCUACCGUACCAGGAGAAGGUGAACAUAAAAUCAUGAACUUUAUAAGAUCACAAAGAGUAGACAGUCAGUACAAUCCAAAUACCACUCACUGUAUCUAUGGUUUAGACGCCGAUCUGAUAUUUUUGGGUCUAGCUACGCAUGAACCACAUUUCAAGAUCUUACGUGAAGACGUUUUUGCUCAGGACAAUCGUAGGAGGCCACGCGCACAGGAAAUGAUCAAUAUGUCUGAAGAAGACAAGCAGCAUUUGAUCGAACAAGAUGCAGAAAAGCCGUUCCUUUGGUUACAUGUAAGUGUGCUGAGGGAAUACUUAGCUGCCGAGCUGCAUGUACAAAGACUGUCUUUCCCCUUUGACCUGGAAAGGGCAAUAGACGAUUGGGUAUUUAUGUGCUUCUUCUGUGGUAACGAUUUUCUACCGCACUUACCAUGCCUGGAUGUCAGAGAGAACAGCAUUGACAUUCUAGUUGAGAUAUGGAAGACCGUGCUGCCUUCUUUGAAAACUUAUCUGACAUGUGACGGUGAAUUGAACUUAGCUGGAGUGCAAAAAGUACUAGAACAGCUUGGGAGCCGUGAACCGGAGCUCUUUAAGAGAAAGCAUGAACAAGAGAGUCGAAAGAAGGAAGCCCAGGAGAGAAGGAAGAUGCUGAAAAAUAAUCCUAAUGUGACAAAAGGCGCUGUAGACAGGAACUUCACUGUGCCCCUUGAGAGCAUGCCUGUUUAUGACGUAAAUGGGAAAGCAGCAGAUGAAUCUUUAAACCUUACCAACAAGGAUUUUGCCAACAUGCGAAAGGAAAUUAACCUUGCGAACGAGGGUGAUAAGACCGCUCUAGGAGCCCUGCAAAAGCGCAGCGAAGAAAACAAUGGCACAAUCAAGACCGAUGCCCCGGAUUUUUCUCAGGAGGAACUACGCAAUGCAGUGGAGGUCUCCAGAGUCGGAAAUUUGUCUGCAGCUGCAUCGUUAAAAGAACGUAUUCUUGCUAAGAAAAGAAAACUCGCCGCACAAGAGGAAGAUGGGCGUGAGUCCAAGGCAGCCCGCCUGACAACGGAUGCAGGUGCUCAUCAAGCGGGUUCCGAUCACCAGGAGUCGCAAUUGGACGUCCCAAUAAUGUCGAAGGAAACCCCCAUAUCUGGAUUCAUCGACACCGAUAAGGAAGUACAUCUAUACGAACCAGGCUACCAUGACAGAUAUUACCAGGCUAAAUUCCAUGCCCCAACAAAAGAUAUCGACUCCCUGCGUAGCGAUCUCGCCCGUUGCUACAUAGAAGGCAUCGCCUGGGUCCUCCUGUACUAUUACCAAGGCUGCCCAUCGUGGACAUGGUACUACCCUUACCACUACGCCCCGUUCGCUGCCGACUUUGUCAACAUAUCAGACCUGGUCGUUUCCUUCGACCUAGGUCAGCCUUUCCUCCCAUUCGAACAGCUAAUGGGCGUGCUGCCCGCUGCCUCAGGACACAAUCUCCCUGACGUCUUCAGACCCCUCAUGUCCGACCCAGAUUCUGAAAUCAUAGACUUCUUCCCAGAGGAGUUUGCAAUCGACAUGAACGGUGAAAAAAUGGCCUGGAAGGGCAUCGCCCUCCUUCCGUUUAUCGAUGAACAGCGUCUUCGCACCGCAGUACGCAAACAGUACCAUCUCUUAUCAGAUGAAGAGAAAGCCCGCAAUGUCCAACGUAACGACGUCCUAAUAAUUAGUAAUAAAAACCUGAACCACGAGAACUUCCUCACAAAACUAUACAUCGACUCCGCUUCUUCAAUCCAUUUCAAACACUUCAAAACUGGCUUGUGCGGUACUGUCCUCCCCGACUCGGAAGGUUACAGAACCAACAACAAAAUGCUAUGCCCUCUAGACACAGGUAACCUCCCGGAAAUUAGCACAAACCUGUUCCUAAAAAUGACAUACCUAAUGCCAACCGUUUCCAAAACUUCAAACAAAGCCUUAAUACUAAACGGUUACAUCCCCCCGGCGCCUCAACUCUCUCCUGCCGAUCGCGAAGCCAUCAUUUACAAGUAUCCGCAAAGAUGGAACCCUCAUUUCAUGAAAAACUAUAUCGUUCCUGUCGGCCCAGCGGCUAUCACCCAGUAUCAUCCACGCCUCGGCGGCUAUCGCGCGUUUGUAUACCAUCAACAGAUGAUGAACUCUGACCGCCCAUCGCCAGCCUCUGCUACCACCACCACCACUACAGCCACGGGCACCACCCCCACCACUCCUGCCACUGCAAGCACCGCUACCAGCAGGUAUACAAAGAAUACAAAUUCCCAUCCGUACAACUCUUAUCCCCACAACCACUACCACAACCGUAACAACCGCCAUCACCACCCGCCUUCCUCUUCCUCCUCAUCCACCUACCCUCAGCAAAACUAUUCUAGACAACCGCCCUCCUCCUCCUCCCGUCAACCGUCCCGUUUUUACCGCCGUCACUAA